GGGGGUGGGAGGAAGACGCUGGCGGCGGUGAUGGCGACGAGGGCGCCGCGGGCGGCGUGGAUCCGGCCGGAGGCGGUGCGGGCUGCGGAGGCGGCCGCGGACGAGGUGGUGCUGCGGGUGCAACCCACGGAGGAGGCGGAGCGGCGGCGGCGGGGCAUCAUCGACUACCUCAAGCGGCUCUUCGGCACGUCGCUCGGCUGCGAGGUCUUUGCAUUUGGGUCUGUCCCACUGAAGACCUACCUCCCUGAUGGGGAUGUUGACAUAACUAUCCUAGGGAACACAGCUCUGGACAGCUCUUUCAUCAGUGAUGUUCGCGGUAUACUUGAGAUGGAAGAGCAGGACGAUGGUGCCGAACUUGAGCUGAAGGGUUUGCAAUUCAUAGAUGCAGAGGUAAAGCUCAUCAAAUGUGUCAUCGACAAUAUUGUUGUUGACAUAUCAUUCAACCAAAUUGGUGGGGUGUCUACACUCUGUUUUCUUGAGCUGGUUGACCAUGAAGUUGGGAAAAACCAUCUGUUCAAAAGGAGCAUUAUGCUAAUCAAGGCUUGGUGUUAUCACGAAAGCCGCAUAUUGGGAGCUCAUCAUGGACUAAUAUCUACUUAUGCCUUGGAAACACUUGUUGUUUACAUAUUCAAUAUGUUUCACAAGUCUUUACACAGCCCCUUGGAGGCUUUGUAUAAAUUUUUGGAAUAUUUUAGCAAGUUUGACUGGGACAAGUACUGCAUAAGUUUAAAUGGUCCUGUUGCUUUGUCAACCUUGCCCAGCCUAAUUGUUGAACAUUCAAGCAUACAUGAUGAAUUCUUUGGCAAGGAGAUCCCUGAAGACUUGUCUGAUAGACUUAUAGUACUUCCAGAAGUUUCUGAUGAAUCAAACAUGAAUUUUCGCCUGAAGUAUCUAAACAUAAUUGAUCCAUUGAAGUGGAGUAACAAUCUUGGCAGAAGCGUCAGUAGAGGAAGUUUUUACCGUAUAAGAGGUGCUUUCUCAUUUGGUGCGCAAAAGCUGGGUCAAAUUCUGAUGUUACCUUCUGACCUUAUUCCUACUGAAAUACUUGGGUUCUUUGAGAACACCUUGAAGAGCCAUGGAAGAGGAAGAAGAUCAGAUGUUGGCAGCAAUGGUUCCUCCAAAUCCUCGCUUUGCUCUGAAUAUACACUUGGGGAAGAUGCAUCAGACUCAAAAGAAUCUGGCAUAAGUGAAGAUGAAAACAAAAGUCCUGAUCAGCAGAGGAUUUCAGAUGGUUAUUUUCGUGGUGAUGCUCAAGAUCGUCCCUGGAACAAAAUCUGGUUUACAAAUUCUGACAUUCAAUAUUACAACGUCUCAGGAGACUUUUUCAGUGGCCGCUCAUCAUUUUCCCCAGAGAAUGGCAACAACAUGAAACGACACUGCAGGGACAACUAUGCAAGAGAGGAAAAUUUACCCCCCAGUAGAUCAUCUAUGGAGCAACAUAUUGAGGCGAACAACCAAUCACAUAUAUUGACUCCCUCUACUCGUAUAAAUACUUUGGAUGUUUCCAAUUCUUGCCCAGAGGAGUCAAAUAGAAGUGACCUCCAUGAAGAAAAACUGCCACUUUCUCCUUUCUCAUCAUCAAAUUUGUUGGAUCUAUCAGGAGAUCUGGAUUUGCAGUUAGAAUGCCUUCGGAAAGUUCAGUACCACCUGGAGUCCAUGUUUGAUGGGUUGGUUCAGGAAGCAUGUUUUUCUGGUCCGCUAAACAAUGACUCCAGGAUUCCAACUACGAGCUUCUCAAAUACUGAUCAAAGGCCUUCGGGGCCGUUGUCAAUUUCUUCUGCUGGUACCGAGAGGAGGAACUUUUCUCCAGGUUGCUGUUCGCAUAACACAGGAGAUAUUUCUCAGAAAUCAGUAUCUCACACUAACGAUCAAGUGAAUGCAGUUUCUCCAUCUACUUCCGCCAAUUCAGAGAAUCAUCCGGUUUCAAGGUUUCAAAGCACACAGGAUAAUGUUAGGACACAUGGAACUGGCAUGGGAACUCUCAAUAAUGCAUCAUUGCUUUCUGGAACAGAUAUACUAUCCAAUGCAUUUUCACAGCUUUAUCAUGCGGUUGAUUCAGAGAGCUAUCAGUAUUGUCGGCCUUAUGUCACAACAGAUGAGAGUGGGUCGCGUGGAACUGGCUCAUACAUUCCCACAAUGAAUUAUUAUUAUACUUACAAGGAGCAUGUAUUCUCAUACUCUGAUAAAGGAAAAAGGCAGAGAGAAGUGUUACCACAUCGACCGGUCAAGAUUAAAACCAAACCAACUUACUCUCCCCGGCACAACUCACCUGAAAUGGGAUGUUCUAGUGCAAGCAACGGUGGUUUUACAGUUGAAGGAGGUUCUGCUCAGGAGAAAUCACCAACAAACCGUGUAACCAAGCUGUCAGCAACAAACCAGCCAUGGAAUGGUCAUAACAGUCAACAUGGGUAUGUUUGCUCAAAAGUUAACACUAUUGACAGCCAAAGACCUGCUACUAAUGAAGGCCUCAUCGUACCAAAUAAUGAAUCAAGGGAAAUAUCGAUACUCCCUGCAUCACAAGUGCGAAACAAGGAAAUUACAGCAUCGUCGUCAUCAUCUAGAAUUGAUCUUCGUCACUGUGUUGGCAACGGUCAAGGGAAUUUCCAAGAAUCCAAUACCUCCUCACCUGCAACAGAACUAGUCGAAGGUCUUGAGUUUGGAUCUUUUGGACCUAUCUCGCCUAUUGUUGUCUGUGAAAAGUUUAGAGAAGAAUUCCCACCUCUGCCUUCAAGAAAGAUGCCUGCAGUAGCCCUAGCCCCUGUUGCAACGCCUGUGAGCUCUUCGCCUGCUGCAACCGGAAGCAAGCCAGAAGGAUCCUACCAGCUGAGAGAUGAAGCUGAUUUCCCUCCUCUCGGGGCUGGUUCUCGCAAUGCAUCUAACCGUAGAGUUGGAGGAUGAAGCAAGCUUACUAGCUAAGGAGUGGCUGCUUCAGGAUAAAUCUGAUAUCAUACAAAGCUUGGAUGCUAUUUCAAUCGGAAUAGCAUGCGUUCAGCUGUCUGAAACUCCAAUAAUCCUUAUGUCCUUUUAGUGAUACAAUCUGCAGGUCUGUUGACUCCUUGUAGAAGUCACAAUUGUAAAAAGAACUAGUUUACCUUUGUAGCUUAUAUAACCCCAAAAAGUAGGGGAAAUACGA
Molecule: messenger RNA, 3133 nt
Organism: Oryza brachyantha (malo sina)
Lineage: Eukaryota; Viridiplantae; Streptophyta; Magnoliopsida; Poales; Poaceae
Exons: 10
Molecular function (GO): nucleotidyltransferase activity
Source: RefSeq, a predicted model, not a curated record